GGAUUCUUAGACAUAAUUGCAAAUCACUCGUAUCAUUUGAACACUAAAUUGCACUUAAUUCUGAUAAUUUUUGUAUAAAUAUCUUCACCACCAACUCUUCAAAUGGCCUUCCGUGUGACAAUGUUCAUGAAUAUGCAAUUUCUACUAAUGCUCUUUGUUCUUAGCCUUCUAGUCAUCUUUAUUGAUGGGAGCAACGAUGGCAAGAGCACCUUUGAAGUUGCAAUGAUGAAGACUGAUUCUGGUAAAUUAAUCCCACCACCAUCUACUUUAGAGUCUCAUAACCAAUUUAAUGAUAACAAGUUGAGAGGUGUUUGUAUACCAAGUCCAUCAUCAACAUGCCGUGACACAAAAGCAGCAGAAACGCCAUGCUCUCGGUGGGGCAAACAAGGAGGAGGGGGCGAUGGAGACAUGGAGUCAUCGGCUGUAAACGAAGAGGGCCACAAAGAAGGGCAGGGGUCAACGUGGAGGCCACAGAAUGGAUCGAAUAACGAUGGAUUUGCUGAAGUGGGGGGCUAA
Lactuca saligna is the source of this 516-nucleotide messenger RNA. The record is from the annotation of a GenBank genome assembly. Lineage: Eukaryota; Viridiplantae; Streptophyta; Magnoliopsida; Asterales; Asteraceae.